GGUAACCUUAGAUAUAUUGAUGGGGAGUGUGAUACAUGGCAAGUGAAUCCGAACUUGUUAAUAGUUUGGGAGUUUUAUUAGAAAGUUAGAAUUGGUAGAUAUGAUGUUAAUCUAGUGGAAGGUAUUUAUUAUCUUGAACCAAACAAAUCAUUGGAUGAUGGUUUAAAGCAAAUUAUUGGAGACGACACAGUUAGGGAAGUGUUGGACGUGAUGAAGGGACAUGGUGAAGUUCAUAUAUAUGUGGAUCACAUCUCCAACUUUGCUGAAAUAGUUCCUGUAUCUCCUGUUUUAAUGCUCCCAGCACCUGGUGAUCCUUUAGAACCUGGUGGUGGGGUUUGUAGUGAUGCUGGUGGUGGGGCUUUUAGUGAUGCUGGUGGGCUUUGUAGUGAUGUUGGUGGGAGUAGGAUCAAUGAGGAUGAGGCAUUUAAUGAGGUUGGUGAAAGGAGGGACAAUAACAGUGAUGAACAGGAUGCAAUAUUUAAUGAGGCUGGUAGUUAUAGGAGCACAGAACAUGGGGACCACUUUGUUGCUGGUAGUGAUGUCCAUAAUGAUUGUUUUCCUCAACAACCUGAUAUAGAUAAUGUUGAAGAUCUUGAGGAAAAUGAGUAUGAGCAUGGGCUUGAGGAUUUUCCUGAGUUGUCUGACAAUGAAGAUGAGGAGACUAUUUUAGCAAGGGAUAAUUUGAGGCAUUAUAGUUCGACUCAACAGCAUGCUGAUAAUAUAAACAUUGCUGUUCAAGGUGAGGAUGAUGCAGAAAUACACUCUGGUGAUGAAGUAAGUUACCAAACCACAAGUGAUGAAGAGGACAGUGAAGCAGAACAUGGUGUCAGAAGAAAAGCAAGGCAUCCUGUCUUUGAUGAAAGUGAAGGCAACCAGGAAAUUGAGCUUGGUAUGAUAUUUCUUAAUAAGAAACAAUUCAAGAAAGCUGUGGGUCAAUUGAGCAUUAGGGAAGGGACAGAGAUUACAUGGAAAAAAAAUGAUAAGCUCCGGAUGAGGGCAGUGUGCAAGAAUGAGAAAUGUGACUGGAAGAUUCUACUGGCGUUGGACACUCCUACAAAUUCUUGGAUGGUAAAAACUUUCUAUAAUUGUCACACAUGCUCGAGGACUAUUACAAAUAAAGGUUGCACAUCAUCUGUUGCUGCUGAUCAUCUAGUUAAGACAAGAGGAGUAGCUUCCCUGCGUAUGAAUAGGGGAGAUGUUUUUGAGGCAAUUCGGGAUGAUUUAGGUGUGGAGUUGACACCUGUGCAACGUAAGAAGACAAAGGAUAAGUUCAAGAAGAAAUUUGAAAGUGUUUCUAAUGCUGCAUACAGCAGGUUAUUUGAUUAUGCAAAUGAGCUUAAGUCAAAGGAUCCAGAAGCAAGCGUUGUGCUUCAGUGUUGUAGACAAUCAGCAGAUACAACUCCUACAUUUUUAAGGAUGUACGUCUAUUUCAGUGCGUUGAAGAAGGGAUUUCUUGCUGGAUGCAGACGUGUAAUAGGAGUUGAUGAUGCAUUCCUCAAAGGUGCCUACAAAGGAGAGUUGCUGACUACUGUUGUACGGGAUGUAAACAAUCAAAUGUACCCGAUAGCUUGGGCUGUAGUGGAGGUUGAGAAAAGGGAGACAUGGGAAUGGUUUUUUGAAGAACUGAGGAAAGAUUUGCUCAUGGGUGAUGGAAGCAGGUUUUGCAUUAUGUCUGACCAACAAAAGGGACUUGUUAAGGCUGUGGAGGAGCUCUUCCCAUGUGCUGAACACAGGUUCUGUGCUAGACAUAAGUACAACAAUUUUAGGAAGCAACAUAAAGGCAAGGAGCUGCAAAAGGCAUUCUGGAAGUGUGUUAAGGCACGAACAGUACCUGAGUUUAGCAAAGCUCUGGAUGAGUUGACAUCAUUGAAACCUUCUACAAGGGAAACUAUGUUCAACAUAGACCCAAAGCAUUGGUGUAGAGCGUUCUUCCAAACAGAGACAAAGUCAGAUAUAGUUGAUAAUAACAUGUGUGAGGUUUUUAAUGGAUUGUUGGUUGAAUCAAGACAUAAGGCUAUUGUCUCAUUGCAUCAAGAUUUGAGGCCAUUUUGUGGUCAAAGGACAGUGGCAAGAAGGGAAUUUGGGGAUAGAAAGUUUGUAGAUGAUUUUGGUCCAAGAACAUGGGAAAAGCUGGUAGCAAAUACGAGGGGAAGCAGAAGGUGCAAAUUCUUAUGGUCGGGUAGUAACUGUUAUGAAGUUCAAGAGAAUGGUGCGGAUGUAUACAUGGUUAAUAUGGAUGAAAGAAAGUGCACAUGCAGGGAAUGGGAUCUCACUAGAAUCCCUUGUAGGCAUGCCAUGGUAGCUAUUAAUGCUAGGAAGGAAAAGCAGAAGAUUAUGUAUCAGAUUGGUAUAGGAAGGAGAAGUUUAAAGCUGCUUAUGAGUAUGCUGUACCUGUAAUUGAAGGGAUGAAUCAGUGGGAGAAAACUGGAAUGCCACCUAUUCAACCCCCACCAGCCAAGAAAAUGCCAGGAAGGCCAAAAGGGAAGAGGGUUUUGGAAGAAUGGGAAGGGCACAUGAUGAGUUUAAUUUUUAUAUGCAUUUAUCUACUCUUUUUGAGCAUAGAAUUAAAUUUUAUAGGUUUUUUGUAACUUUGUUUCACCUUUGGUUAUAUUAAAUUCAUUAUUUGUGGGUGGAAAUUAAGAUAGAAAUUAAUUUUGUAAUAAGUGACAAUUUGCACA
Molecule: messenger RNA, 2678 nt
Organism: Rubroshorea leprosula
Lineage: Eukaryota; Viridiplantae; Streptophyta; Magnoliopsida; Malvales; Dipterocarpaceae
Source: the annotation of a GenBank genome assembly